Messenger RNA from Magnolia sinica, 715 nucleotides. RefSeq names its product protein FATTY ACID EXPORT 5-like. The record is from RefSeq and is a predicted model, not a curated record. Gene Ontology annotation, cellular component: membrane. Bases 198 to 557 code for a protein of 119 amino acids. The transcript is spliced from 3 exons. NCBI's taxonomy places the organism in Eukaryota, Viridiplantae, Streptophyta, Magnoliopsida, Magnoliales, Magnoliaceae.
CAAGUGCAGCAGUCCACACCCACCCACUUCUUAAAAUAUUCCGAAAAAGAAAAAAGAAGGAAAAAAAAAAAACCACAACCCUCUCUAAGUUGCCUUCAUAAAAUCCCUCGAUCUUCUAUCUCCUAUCUUUCAAACUCCAUUCCAAUCUCUCCAUUUUCAAAUCCAAAUUCAGUUUGGGAAAGAACCCAGAUCAGAAAAUGCAUGAUUUCUGCCUCACAAUCCCAUAUGGCCUCCUUGUUCUUGUGGGAGGGAUUAUGGGGUAUGUGAAGAAAGGGAGCACUGCUUCCUUGGGAGGUGGAGCUGGUUCUGGUCUCGUGCUUCUCAUAGCUGGUUUUCUCAGCCUCAAAGCUUAUGGGAAGCGCAGGAAUUCGCAUGUCGCAUUGAUUUUGCAGACUGUUGUUGCGUUCGUGCUAACAUGGGUUAUGGGACAACGAUACAUCCAAACCUCCAAGAUAAUGCCAGCUGGAGUAGUUGCUGGUCUCAGUGGGCUCAUGGCCUUAUUUUACAUAUACAAGAUUGCAACUGGUGGGAAUCAUUUCCCGGCUAAAGUCGAAUGAAGCUUCAAAUGGUAACGUUUAUGUAUGUUGGAUUUGCCAGUUUCAGAACUUAUUAUUUUGGUAGAUUCAUGGUUGUAUUCUGUUACAUUUUGAUGAUAUGGUGGACCAUUUACGUGAAAGUAGUGUUUGAAUAAGGGUUUUCUUUCAUUUGGUUUCUA